Molecule: messenger RNA, 2019 nt
Organism: Plasmodium knowlesi strain H
Lineage: Eukaryota; Apicomplexa; Aconoidasida; Haemosporida; Plasmodiidae
Product: F-box protein FBXO1, putative
Exons: 3
Coding region: 1-2019 (672 amino acids)
Source: RefSeq, a predicted model, not a curated record
AUGAUGGGAAAUAAAAUUUCAGAAAAUAAACAAAGGCAAAUUAUUAUGUACAAAAAUAUAAAAAAUAAAAUUAAAAAAAAACACAACCUUGAUGUUCGAAGGAACAUUUACAUUUCUCUACUCAAAGAAAAAGAACUUAGCAAUGUCAACUCAGAAAUUUUUGAAGCCUACAAGGAACAGGAAGAAAGUGGCUGUGGUAGGGUGGAUGGGAAUGGAGGCAUUACGAAGAAGAAUACCCGUGAGGGUAAUGGUACGUACGUUAAAAUAAAUUUCAAAAAAGGGGAAACACACACACAUGUGGGAGGCGAACAUAUGGGCAGAAAAUGUUCCGACGGAGGAAGACGCGAGGAAGGGAAACCCACAACCUUGAAAAAGAAGGAAGACCAUAGAUAUGGCUUCCAUGAGGGUAGCGACCGGGAAAGCGGUCCUGGACAACGCAGCGAUGAUCAAAGCAACCGCCGAAAUGACCACCGAAGCGGCACACCAAGUGACUCCCCAAAUGAGAAGAGACACUUCGAACUGGACUACGGUUUCUUCUUCAACGUGGAGGAAAGAUCAAGCGCGUAUUCGCAGACCAGAUGUAGCACCUAUGUGAAAAAAAAAAAAAAAAAAAAGGAACGGAGUGAGAUUUCGGAAGAUAGAAAUGAGAUAGAAAAUUCAAAGUUGAAAGGAGGGAACGGAAGAAAGGGAACCACGUUACGAAGAAAAGUAAGUAGUUUGGAAAUGAACAGUAGAAUUGCUACACGAAAGAGUGAAAGUGUGGACAUGGUUGACGACACAAAGGAUAGUACCGUUGCGGAUAGCUUCGUUGGGCGCACUUUCGAAUCGUACACUGGGACCGGGAGUUUUGCGCACAGCGUUUCGGAGAGUGCACCGACGGGUCGUAGUGAGAACCGCGACGUGUCUUCCUUCAAUUCGCUUCCACUGCAACUAUUGCCGGAUGUGCCAACCACUCAGGGCGAAAGGCUGGUGCUCACAAGGGAAAUGAAUAUCGAUAAGUGCAAAAAAGAAGACAUUGAAGGCCACGUGGACUGUUCGAAAAAGCCGAGUGAUACCGUGGGAAAAAGCACAAGGUUCCUAAGCCUAAUCAAAAGGAAGAAUAUCUUACGCAACAUUUUAUCAUUUAUGAACUGCAGGGAUUUGUUGGAAUUGCAAAAAACCUGCUCCAUGGUUUACGUCCUGGUGAGCGAUUUCCUGGACUAUAUAUGCCUGCACAUAUUUUUAAAAUUUAAGAGAGCCUACGAAGGGUACUUCACGCCCUUCGAUUGCUUCUACAAAUACGAGGUUCUGUACACGGAUAAUCCGUCCUUCCGCCUAGACUGCAUCCUCCUCGCGAAGAUAGAAAAGCGUGCUGUAGGACACAACAACCGAUUCGGUUACAAGUACAAGUAUCAAUUCGACAAAAAAAAGCAGAGCAGCUACCACGUUUACUACAAUUUCAACGUACUUAAAAAAAACGUAGCGAGAAAAAUAGAAAUACACAAAGACAUUUCCUAUAACAAUGGAGACGAUAUCAACGUAUCGCACAUCAUAAGUAACGAUGUCUGUGCCAAUGAUUACAUAUGCAUCCCAAUCAAUUUAUUUAACAUUAUCGGUACUGUUAAUUUCCAUUCAAUAACCUUUAUGGAAAAUAAAUUGAACAGGCACAUCACGUACAGUAACGGGUUGGAUGAUCAGCUAUGGUAUGACAGAGAGGAAUACAAAACGCUCAUUAAGGAGGAUAAUUUGGUUUCUUCUGAAUGUUUUCUUCCAUAUUUGAAGCACGUGAAGACAAUUUACUCCGGGAUCGACGUGACUGUUAUGAAGUCCACAUACAGGGCGAUCCAGCCUGGAAAACUGGGCCGCCGGAGUUACAACCUCUGGGGAAAUCACUUCAUAAUCCAAGGCAAGCCAGACCCCGUGUUCGCCUUUCUGAAGCGGGAGGGGCUACAGCACGACUAUAUUUACCAUAAUUUUUAUCUGCGUGUGGGUGACUCUAUCGUUUUUUACUUGAUCCGUGGCGGCAAUCACGACGUUUGA